Molecule: messenger RNA, 652 nt
Organism: Trichobilharzia regenti
Lineage: Eukaryota; Metazoa; Platyhelminthes; Trematoda; Strigeidida; Schistosomatidae
Source: the annotation of a GenBank genome assembly
CUAGAAUAUUGAAACCGUUUAAAAUAGAUAUAGCACACAAGUCAGCCAGUCCAAUAACUUAAUUUGAUAUUGUACAAACCGAAAGAUACAACAGAAAAAGGAGAUAGGAUUAAUACCAUUUACAAAAUGAAUUGUAUGAACCGUAACAGACAUUACAUUGGUCAACAAAGUGGGCGUCCCCUUCGAAUCAGAAUCCAGGAACACAAAUUAGCCGUGGAAAGACAUGAUAUAUAUUCUUUCAUAUCAAUGCAUGUAGAUAAUUACGGAUAUCAGCUUGAUUGGGAUAAUGUCGAAAUUUUAAACACAGGAAACACCAAAAUUGCCAGAGAAUUCCUGGAAGCCUGGCACUCAAAUGAAUAUGCGAUUAACAAACAUAUUAAUAUAGACCAAAUCUACCAACUAAUAAAAAGUAAAUCAUGUGAUCAGAAAGUUUAAAAUCCAAGUCAAUAGAAAAUGAUCAAUACAAAUGUAAAGAUGGUUACCGGGAGACGCAGUUAUAUCACUCAUGAAGAAAUUUAAAUCAUUUCACUUUAUGCUACAUAUUGCUCUGAAGAUGUUGUCCAGCAGGGGGACGGCGAAAGCUCCAUAACUAAACCAACCAGCUCAGAGAACACUAUUAAUUGUAAACCAUCCACCUGAGCUACAAAUCUUC